Messenger RNA from Coregonus sp. 'balchen', 4968 nucleotides. Lineage: Eukaryota; Metazoa; Chordata; Actinopteri; Salmoniformes; Salmonidae. The record is from the annotation of a GenBank genome assembly.
UAUCGCCUAAUAUGCCACUUACCAGCCGCUAGGGUAGGAGUCGAAGGAUAGUGUUUUACCGAGGCAAUAGCGGAAAAAAAAAAAGAGCUGAAUGUUGUUGUAAACACAACAUUAACCAGCUAAAUUAUAAACACAUUUGUAAAUAAAACAAUACAUUUAUAAAGUUAGCUUACGAUGUCUACUCCGGCAAGAAGACGAUUGAUGAGAGAUUUUAAGCGGUGAGUUGAACAUUUUACUGAUGUCUGAAGCUAACUAGCUAAAAUAGCUAAGCUAGUCAGCGAAGGUUACCAAGCUAGCUAGCAAACGUUAACUAGCAAGUCACACAGCCGUCUAUUUCCUGACAUUUUGGGGUUUAUCUAGUUUACAUUUCUCAAAUGUUUAAUGUUGCUUUUGAAAAUAGCCCCUGCCGAUAAAGUCGUUAAACCCUAAAACAUAAGCGACUUAUUUCGUCAGCUACGUUAACUAAUUUAGCUUGCCAACCAAGACUUGGCUACAGUAGCUGGCGAAGAAAACAACUCGCUCUCCCAAGACGAGUCACCAUCGCUCACUCUCAAGCGAAACUGGGUUAGAUUAACAAUACGUCAUACAUAAGAUUAGUCAGGUUGGUUUUACGAUAUCCUUGAAUUGUAUCACAUCAUCAAACCGUACUUGACUGCAUAACGUUAACGUGACGGUGUUUAGCUAGCUUCUUCUUCUUUGAGGUUUCUUCUUCUAUGGUAGAUUGGUUGUCACACAAUUUAAUGUGCAUCCUGCCACCUAUUAUGCGGGAUGGAAAUAGGAUUCCCCCCAAAAAGUGAACAAAGUACAAUAAACGACCAGAAAAUAAAUAAAUCAAACAACUAUUCUGGAAAAAAUAAAACAUAUCUGAUCCCUACACAGGCUCAAGGGGAACCUGGGAGGGCGGGUCUUCCGGCACCAGUACCCUAUGCAAGCUUCAGAUCCUUAAGGCACAAACACUUGAAACAUUGCCAAAUCCUUUACAAUUCUUACACUGCAAUGGUUUGGAGACGAAAGCUCUUACGGCAUAUCAUACAUAACCAAGCUUCACAUGCGUUAGUAUUUGCUCUUUAUCAAAAGACAACAGGACCGACAGACUUUCUUAUUUUUCCCCAUUCACCCAGCGGGUCAGACGCUGGGCACAAACCACACCAGGAAUUCUGUUCAGGUAUUCAACCUGAACAUCCGUCGUCACCCCUGAGAUGACUCCUUUGAUGUGUGCUCUACUCCAAAGUUCAAACACAAAACAUCUGUUGUCUGGAUUAUUUUGAGGCCCACUUUAAUCUAACUCUGCUCUUCAGAAAUACAAUGAAUCAAAAUAAGACCACUCCUGGUCACUCUGACAGACUCCACUUUUCCAAGCGCAUACUUCACCAUUUUCGACACCUCAAACAGGUUUCCCACAUAUGCAUCCUUUCUCAAGAAACGCAUCCCAACAAGAAGCGAUUCAUUAUCAUUCACACACGUAUCCUCCAAUCCAAUUUUAGACUAUUUCCUUUUCGUUCCAGUUUUCGAUACUACUGUUAUCCAUUCAGAACAUUCGUCUUCACCGAAUGUUCUCAAUGCGCUGCUCAAUUAUAACUCAGCAUCCACUUCUGCCAUCUUCCCACUUACCGUCCCUUCUUUGAGGUUUAUUGGCAGACCACACUCAUAAGGUGUAUUGCCGCCACCUACUGUACGGGGUAGUACGUUUAGCUAUCUAAGUAACGUUAACACUUAUAUGGGUUUCCGCAUUGGUUGAUAAUAUUGCAAGUAAGAGUGAGUUCAGUAAUGUGUCGAUUUGUAAAAUAACUCAGUUUGAAAAUAGGGUUACCAAGUACAUUAGCUAGGUAGCAAGCAAUUUGACAGGUGGAACUAAAGUUGUUUUUCUCGGACUCCCAUAGGUUACAAGAAGACCCUCCGGCUGGCGUCAGUGGCGCCCCUUCCGAAAACAACAUAAUGGUGUGGAAUGCAGUCAUAUUCGGGUAAGAUUGGCCUUCCUCUGACAACGCCUGGUAAAGAGUACCACAGUAUGAGUCAUAAUACCCAUAAAACCUAGCGGUCAAACAGGGAAAUGGUUCCAAUCGUUUUCCACCAUUCAUUUUUCCCAUUGCGGAUUUUAGAAACACUUAAAAUAAGGGCUGUGUUUCAUGUAGGUUUACCCUGGUGUGAUGUUUUGAUAACCGUAUAAAUCUCUCUAGGACAAGGUGACUUUUCCAAGCGCAUACUCAAACGGGUUUCCCCAUAUGCAUCCUUACUCAACAAGCUCAUCCCAACUAGAAGCGAUUCAUUAUCAUUCACACACGCAUCCUCCAAUCCAAUUUUAGACAAUUUCCUUUUUGUUCCAGUUUUCGAUACUACUGUUGUCCAUUCAGAACAUUCGUCUUCACCAAAUUUGCUCGACGUGCUGCUUGAUUAGAACUCCCGCUCCACUACAGCCCCGUCGAUGUCAAUGGGGUCGUGCUCAGCCCUCUGUUUCCUGUAGUCCAUGAUCAGCUCCUUUGUUUUGCUGACGUUGAGGGAGAGGUUGUUGUCCUGGCACCACACUGCCAGGUCUCUGAUCUCCUCCCUAUAGGCUGUCUCAUCGUAGUCGGUGAUCAGGCCUACCAACGUUGUGUCGUCGCAAACUUAAUGAUGGUGUUGGAGUCGCGGCCACGCAGUCGUGGGUGAACAGGGAGUACAGGAGGGGACUAAGCAAGCACCUCUGAGGGGCACCCUUGUUGAGGGUCAGUGUGGCAGAUGUGUUGUUGCCUACCCGUCAGGAAAUCCAGGAUCCAGUUGCAGGGGAAGGUGUUCAGUCCCAAGGUCCUUAGCUUAGUGAUGAGCUUUGAGGGCACUAUGGUGUUGAACCCUGAGCUGUAGUCAAUGAACAGCAUUCUCACGUAGGUGUUCCUUUUGUCUAGGUGGGAAAGGGCAGUGGGGAGUGCAAUAGAGAUUGCAUCAUCUGUGGAUCUGUUGGGGCGGAAUGCGAAUUGGAGUGGGUCUGGGGUGAUGGUGUUGAUGUGAGCCAUGACCAGCCUUUCAAAGCAUUUCAUGGCUACAUAUGUGAGUGCUACGGGCGAUAGUCAUUUAGACAGGUUACCUUGGCAUUCUUGGGUACAGGGACUAUGGAGGUCUUGAAACAUGUAGGUAUUACAGACUGGGUCAGGAAGAGGUUGAAAAUGUCAGUGAAGACGCUUGCCAGCUGGUCAGCGUAGUUAUUGAUAAUUCUGUGAGAUCCAGGUCAUUUCAAGACAUUUCUAGGCCAAUGAUACCAAAAAUGUGAAGUGAUUCAUCUGCUCAUCGUAAUGUUCCUCCUUCAUCCGUUAACUUAUUUAUUGGGAAAUGACACAUGCAUAUAUUUCAUACAUACAGAGAAAACCUUUAAACGUAUUUAUUUCCCUUUACAGCCCAGAAGGGACACCUUUUGAGGACGGUGAGUACAGCACUGUGCACUCUGCACCCCAUUCUUCGUGUUUGCAUACUCUAUGCAGCUAAGGGUUGUGUGUGACGUAAUUGUUGAUUUAAUAAAUUCCAAAUAAAGUAGACUAGAGCAGUCUAUCAUCAACUUCCAUUUUUAUCUACCGGCGGUAUUGCAGAUAAUGCAACACCUGUAAAUGUGAACAAGUUUUCUAACAUUCUUGGUUAGUAUGAGUGAUAUGAGCCAGAGCCAUGGUUCUAAUUAAUCUUUCCCCCCAUCUUUUAUGUUCCAGGCACAUUUAAGCUCACUGUUGAGUUCACAGAAGAAUACCCUAACAAACCCCCCACAGUACGAUUUGUGUCAAAGAUGUUUCAUCCAAAUGGUAUGUUGUCACAACGACAGUAGCAAAACAUCCUGAUAAUGGUUAGUAUUGCCUGCAAAGGUUAACAGUAUUUUAACCCUUCCGUUUUAUUUACAGUGUAUGCAGAUGGAAGUAUAUGUCUAGACAUUCUGCAGAAUCGAUGGAGUCCAACCUAUGAUGUGUCAUCCAUUCUUACCUCUAUCCAGGUAGGCAAAUAUAUCAUGUUUUCCAUAUUACAUUAUUUUAUAUGCCAUGAAACCUCCCUUCCCUGUCAACAUUUAGUCCUACUGUGACAAAGCAGAGAUUGUAAAACACAACGUCAUGGUGCAUGCCCACUUUUAUGUCUCGCUCUCUGUGCUGUAGAAUGCCUGUCUCGUCUACUAAGUUGGCUCAUUACUCAUCACCUCUCUCCCUUCCCUCCUUCCAGUCUCUGCUAGACGAACCAAACCCCAACAGUCCAGCCAACAGUCAGGCAGCCCAGCUUUACCAGGAAAACAAGAGGGAGUACGAGAAGCGUGUGUCGGCCAUUGUAGAACAGAGCUGGAGGGACAGUUGACCACACCCUCACCCUUCUGGUCUCCUCUAUCCCCAACGCUGAGCUGUGUGUGUUGCGAGUUUGAGGAGUACAUCUUAAUUUAGAUUUUUUUUGUUUCUUCCUCCUUUUAAAAUUUACGUUUUUAUGCACUUUACCUCUCCCUUGUUCAACCAUUUUUUUUUCUGACACGCUUGGAGUGAUGGAGUUUUUCUUUUUUUCUAUUUCUCCCUCCCGUUUUGGCUUAUCAGGGGACUUAUGUGCUGAGUCUUGUUUUUGCCGCCACUGUCUUCAAUUGAGGACAAUUUUUGGACGUCAAUUACCUGCCUCCCUUCCCUAGCUGAAAUAAAUGAGUUGGACUGAUAUGUGUAAUGUUUGGAAGAAAUGAAUCAUGUUAACCUGCUUGUAGGUCCUUUCUUUGGUGUGCUCCCCGUACCCUUUAAUACAUAAGCUAAUUUUACAAAGCAGCAUCUGAGCUAUCAAGCUCAUUAACUUUCUUUGGAAAAUUGCUGCGUGUGUUCAUCCUAAACAACCUGAUUCAGAACCAGACCCACAUGCUUAACCAAUGUCUUUGCUGUGUUGUGAGCUCUGUUACAUGCAUGACAGCGAUAGUGCAUUCUUGUUCUCUGUUCAUUAGGUACUCUAAUGUACAGUGGGGAGAACAAGUAUUUGAUACACUGCCGAUUUUGCAGGUUUUCC